Molecule: messenger RNA, 2010 nt
Organism: Aspergillus heteromorphus CBS 117.55
Lineage: Eukaryota; Fungi; Ascomycota; Eurotiomycetes; Eurotiales; Aspergillaceae
Gene: tyr1
Product: tyrosinase
Exons: 8
Coding region: 1-2010 (669 amino acids)
Molecular function (GO): oxidoreductase activity
Source: RefSeq, a predicted model, not a curated record
AUGGCCCCCAAACUUGAAACAAGACCUAAGCCGAAGCCGAAGCCGCAGCAAAAGGCCGAUGUGCUCUCCAACCCCGUGGGCGGCAUCCCUGUUGAUCCAGGGCAGCCAAUUCCCAAGCGACGGGAUAUCCGCGAAUGGUCCCAGUCGACCAAGAUUGAGGACCAAAUUCAAAAGUCCUUGUAUAUUCGGGCCUUGAAGGAGUUGCAGGAGCGAGAUAAUCUGAAUGACCCGUUCUCGUUCUUUCAACUUGGUACAAUUCACUGGAAACCGUUUGUUGCGUGGAACUCAGACCCGAAAUAUAACAAAGAUGCUGGGGGUUACUGUGCGCAUGCAACUUAUGCCUUCCCGACAUGGCAUAGGGUGUACGUGAUCGUCUAUGAGAAAGCACUCUAUGAUGUUAUGUCUAGCAUUGUGGCUGGAAUUCAAGAUGAGCCCGGUGUUGAUAUACAGGCUUGGAAGGAUGCGGCCAAGUUGUGGAGACAUCCCUACUGGGACUGGGCCGAUCCCAAGGUUGAUCCCAUGGACAUCGUACCCCAGCUCGUGAGAGAUGCCCGUGUCUCGGUUUUACUACCAGGCAGCACGACCGACUAUGAAACCAUUCAUCCAAAUCCCCUUCACAAGUUCACGAACAAAGUCUGGGUGGACGGACACCUCAACCCCGUUAAGCCGGGUCAGGGCCAGCUGGUUAAGUUGGCGAUGAACGAUGACAGAAUGGGAGAUUAUAAGCUCGAGUUAGUCAACGAGGACGGACCCGCCGGCAUCAAGGAUAUUUUCAACGAAUGCUACGGCACAAGCCGCCACGGAGACCCUAGUUCACCAGAAUGGGUAAAUGGGGUUGAGAACGACGAUUUGGUGGGCCAGACUUUUAAAGACAAUGCAUACAUCCCAGGUAUUCCUGACGAGAACUUCACGGAUGCUACGGUCGCCACAAACCUUUAUAGACUUCUCUUGCCUACCAAGGAUCAGUCUUAUGAGUCAUUUUCGUCCACCCUCAACUAUAACCCGGACACAAAUCCCGGGGAUUAUCUGUCCUUGGAGUCUAUUCACAACAACAUCCAUUUCCGGACGGGCUCGGGUGGUGGUUCCAACAGUAAUGGCCACAUGUCCCUACCCGAAGUAGCGGGUUUUGACCCGAUCUUUUUCCUCCAUCACAGCAACGUGGAUCGGAUCCUGGCCAUGUGGCAGGUGCUCAACCCCGGUAAGUGGAUCCAGGCGUCUUACGACGAUGUCCAGGUUACUGGACCCAACACGCUCGGGGACCCCUUGUACCCGUUCUACAAGGACACAUUGCAAACGGCCUGGACCUCUGCGGAUGUUCAAGACUGGCACACUCUCGGCUACACGUAUGCCGAAUGUGACCUUGGCUCGGAUGGGUUGAAAACGUUCAUCGAAUCCACAUACAACGUCACAAAAAACCUGCAGCACGCAGCGGGCAAGGUCCUUGGUGUUGGCAGAAAUGGACACUACGACUAUAUUGUUAAUGUCGAUUACGAUCGAUAUGCCCUGGACGGCCAUUCAUAUGCCAUUCAUCUUUACCUGGAAGAUGCUGCCGGAAAGAAAUGGAACCUCGACGACGUGUACACAUUCAGUGCUCCGCUGGAAGAGGCCGGAUCGGUCUCCUGCGGCAACUGCAAGUCGCAAAAAGACGCCGGAUUACUCUCCCGAGCCCAAGUACCUAUAACCGUUCAGCUGUUUACCCUGUUGACGGAACAGUCAUUGGGGUAUGCAAGCGGCCUUCCUGCAAACUCUCAGCCAAGUAUCGAGCCUGGUGUUGUGGAGGAGCUGUUGAAGGAUCAGCUCCAGUGGUCUGUUGUUUCGUAUGAGGGUAAUGAGUAUGACCCCGGUGACAUGCCGGGUCUGAAGGUCACCGUCCAGCACGCCAUUGCGCGUAUCCCCCAGGGCACGGAGGAUAGCCCUGCUCCUCUCUCGUUGACCAUGGAGAAGUAUCAGCCUUUGUGGUCGGCCACGCAUGGCAAAGCGGCGGGCGCGAGGGAUCCGACUCUGAUUUAG